Capronia epimyces CBS 606.96 is the source of this 942-nucleotide messenger RNA. RefSeq lists its product as uncharacterized. NCBI's taxonomy places the organism in Eukaryota, Fungi, Ascomycota, Eurotiomycetes, Chaetothyriales, Herpotrichiellaceae. The record is from RefSeq and is a predicted model, not a curated record. The transcript has a single exon. Bases 1 to 942 code for a protein of 313 amino acids.
AUGGUCCACCUGAUCCUCACGGGGGCGACCGGGCUCGUCGGGUCCAGCGUGCUCUCGCACAUUCUGUCGCUGCCCAGCGGCGGCAACAUCACACGGCUGAGCAUCCUGACGCGCAACCCGACGAUCCCGUUGCUGGCGACGCCGCCGCCGCCAGGCACGCCGAGCAGCAACAAGAGCACGCGCAUCGAGGUGAUCGAGCACCGCGACUUUACCACGUACCCGCCCGAACUGCUCGAGCGGCUGCAAGGCGCCGACGCGUGUAUCUGGGCGCUGGGCGUGAGCCAGAACAGCGUCGACAAGGACGCGUACGUGCGUGUGACGCGCGACUUUGCCCUCGAGGCGGCCAAGGCCUUUGCCGGGUUGAGGACCAGCAAGCCGAAGACCAAGACCAAGAAUCAGACGGAGACGAACACGAACACGAACACCAACACGGAGACGACCACGAACACAGACAUUGACAGCGACGCUUCCAAGUUCAAAUUCAUCUAUGUGUCGGGCGAAGGCGCCACGCUGACCCCGGGCCCGUGGACGCCGCUGUUCGGCCGGGUCAAGGGUGAAACCGAGGCCUCGUUGCUCGCUCUGUCCAAGUCACGACCCUCGCUGGCCGUGUAUUCGGUGCGCCCGGGCGGCGUCGACGGCCACAACCAGCCCUGGCUGUGGCGCGAUAUCCUGGCCAACCGCAGAACCGCCUUCGAGCGCAUCUACCUUCCAGUCUUGUUGGCGCCAGUCCGCUGGGCGAGUGGCGUCGGCCUGGCCACUGUCUGGCAUUCUCCCACCGACGAGCUGGGCCGCGUGCUCGUCGAGAUGGCCGUAGACGAGAGCAGGGCGCCGUUUGAGGGGCCAGGCGUGGACGGCGAGGGCAGGACCUUGGCUAAUCUUGCUUUGAGACGGCUGGGGCGGGCUGGCAAAGACGGUCAGAAUGGAAAUGGGCAUGGACAAUGA